Molecule: messenger RNA, 2403 nt
Organism: Parnassius mnemosyne (clouded apollo)
Lineage: Eukaryota; Metazoa; Arthropoda; Insecta; Lepidoptera; Papilionidae
Source: the annotation of a GenBank genome assembly
AUGGGCGAUUUUAAUACAGACCUCCUGACUCCGCACUCAUCCCGUUCCUCUAAGCUCCUUCACAUUGUCGAGUCGGUUGGCCUCCACAUUUUACCUUUACAAGCCACUCACCACAAUGUUGAUGUAGAGGAUACCUGGCUUGACUUAAUCCUUACCUCUGCUCCUUCUCUUGUCUUCUCCCACGGUCAGCACUUUGCACCUGCUUUCUCCUAUCAUGACCUCAUAUUCAUUUCUUACGUCCUAAAACCUCCUAAACCUCCAGCUAAAACUCUUCACAUGCGUUGUUUUGGUCGCUUAGACGUUGAAAAACUUUGUAUGGAUGCAUCCAAAAUAAACUGGAACAGCGUGGUUUCUGCAUCCACUGUGGACGAAAAGAUAGAGGCUUUGAAUGAAGCUAUCCUUAGGCUAUAUGAUGUACAUGCUCCGAUUAAAAAAGUGAAGCUCAAGCGUCCACCCGCGCCAUGGAUGACGAUUGGGGUUCGAAUUGCGAUGAGACGUAGGGAUCGGGCUUUUGGCAAAUUUAGAAAAGAUCGAUGUGAUGAGAACUGGACUCUUUAUAAAGUUGCAAGGAACCGGUGCAAUCAGAUGAUACGCAACGCCAAACGCCGAUUUAUUCUUAGUAACAUCUCAUCUUCUUCCCCUGCUAAUAUCUGGAAGUUCCUUGGAACCUUAGGUAUCGGUAAACGACAACGUUGUGAGUUUCAGAAGACGAUUGGUCUGGAUGAUAUUAAUUUUCAUUUUGUCUCCAACAGUCCUCUUGAUCACCAGACCAAGCGUCUUACUAUUGAACACUUAAUGGGUUUACCUCGUCCCGAUAUUGAUCUCUUUCAAUUUUCUCCAGUAGCUAUGGAUGAGAUCAAGAAGACAAUCCUAUCCAUUAAAUCUAAUGCUGUAGGUUGCGACAACAUCAGCCGACGGAUGAUUAUCUUUAUACUUGACCAUAUCCUCCCUGUUAUCUCGCACAUCAUUAACUUCUCCUUGGAUUCUGGUGACUUUCCUUCUUUGUGGCGUAAGGCUUACGUUAUUCCAUUACAAAAGAUCACAAAUCCCACUCUAUCCAAUCAUUUACGACCUAUAUCCAUCCUUCCCUUCUUAUCCAAGGUCUUUGAGGCCUGUGUCCACAAGCAACUUUCGCAGUUUAUCUCCUGUCAUAACUUACUAAGUCCCUUGCAGUCUGGCUUUAGGCCCGGUCAUAGCACCGUUUCCGCACUCCUGAAAGUAACUGGUGAUAUUAGGGCAGGCAUAGAGGAUACUAAAGUCACUGUGUUGGUUUUAGUUGACUUCUCGAACGCCUUUAAUACCAUCAGUCAUGACCUUUUAAUUUCCAUCCUUUCCCUUUCAAUGGUCUCACCCGAAGCACUGGAUUGGUUUUCAUCAUAUCUUCGAGGUCGCCAGCAGUCGGUUCGCAUCGAUGAGCUAUCAUCUAGCUGGCUUGACUUACAUGCUGGUGUUCCUCAAGGCGGCAUAUUAUCUCCUUUGUUGUUUUCUAUAUUUAUUAAUCUCAUUACCCAAGACCUUCAGUCUGCGUAUCAUCUGUAUGCCGAUGACUUGCAACUGUACACACAAGCGAGUAUUGACAAUAUUUCUACAGCGAUGGACAUAAUUAACAGGGACCUUGAGUAUAUUAAGAACUGGUCUGACAGGUUUGGCCUAGUGGUCAACCCUUCGAAGUGUCAGGCCAUAAUAAUUGGUAGCCGUCGGAUGAUUCAUAGAUUGAAAACGGUAGCUUUACCUCCUAUCUUUUUUAAUAGUACUGGGAUCCAACUGUGUUCUACUGUGAAGGAUCUAGGUUUAUUAAUUGAUUCUACUUUGAGUUGGAAAGACCAAGCAACGACCGUUAGCCAGAAAGUUACCGGUACCCUGCGUUCUCUCUAUCGCCUAAAAAAUUUUCUGCCAUCUGCAAUCAAAGCAAUGCUUGUGCAAAGCUUAAUUUUUCCCCUAAUCGACUAUGGUGAUGUGUGUUAUUUCGACCUGAAUGCAGAUCUUCUCAAUAAAUAUCACCGUCUUCUGAAUAACUGCAUUCGAUUCAUUUUCAAUCUUCGAAAGUAUGACCAUGUAUCCACGUAUCGAUCUCAAUUAAAAUGGUUACCUAUUCGUCAACGCCGUAGUUUGCGUGCACUCACUACCCUUUAUUCUAUCCUGAUGUCUCCAACUUCCUGUUCCUACUUAUCUCCAUACUUUCAGUUGCUUAGCGCUAGUCAUGAGAGAAACCUCCGCUCUACGAACAACCUUCUUCUCCUAUGUCCCUCCCAUAGCUCUGGACUUGUUCAUUCUUCUUUCCACAUUCAAUCUAUUCUCCUUUGGAACGCACUACCUCUCGAAAUCAGGACGGCUAGCAAUCGUAACGCGUUCAAGAUGAAGGUUCGGGAAUACUUAACUAAUAAAUUGGCAGAUUCAUCAUAG